GCAUUAAGUCAUGAAAAAGGCGCUUAUAGCAAGUAGACGUAAGUAUGGCUACCGGUUUAACCUAACUCUCAAAUUCAACAAAACAGCUGUUCGAGCAAAAUGGCUACGAAGCUUCAGGUCGGGUCAGUCGCGAAUUUACACCGAGAAAGCAGACGACCUAUUUUAGGAAAGCAGCCAGAGGAGUCAAGAAUCAACAUGGCGACGACGUAAUACCGCCUGUCUUGAAAGUUGAAAAUAAUUCGAGGAUCGUCGAAUGGCUGCAGAUGGCUGUUGAUUUUCAUAGCUGAUUAAAAAUUUUAACUGAUAAACGACACGUAUCAAGCAGGAGCGAAAAUGUUGUUAACAUUGAAGCCAGAUCACAAGAAGCACAUGUUGUUUCUAGUCGAACAAUCAUCGCCAGUUUUACAGGAUUUCUGCAAAUUGGCUCUGGAUUAUUUGCAAAAGGGUCCGAAUGUCAAAGUGUACAACGCUGCUGCUCAAAAGUUAAACGUUGAGCUGGAUGUGAUUAAAAAUUCGGUAGAGGGUUUGGUCAAUCUCUUGCUGGAGAGUUGCAAAUACAAGCUAAGCACGGAGGAUUUCCGAGAUUCCAUAGUCGCUUUAGGUUUCACGGAAGACAAGGAGGCGAUAUUGAGUAAAUUGUACAACGUUAAGAAGGACGAGGUUUCGGAUGCAUUGGAAGAGAUUGGAUUUAAACUGCCGAGGUACCAUGACAUGGAAUGGAGAUUUGAAGUGCAGACUGCGUCAAGAUCCUUGUUGAAACAAGUUGCACCACUUAUCUCUCUUGACUUGUCGCUGAAGAAUCCCGAUAAUCCCGAGAGAAUUGAACACAUUGUACUACAAACCGAUCCAACUAACUUGCUUCAUAUAACUCAAGAGUUAGAGGAAGCUCUGCAAGAAAGUCGCAGUCAACAUAUUCGAAGAAUUUCAAGAGCAAUAAAAUGAGGUUUUUUGUAAUUUGUAAUUACAUUUGAGGCAAUGUGUGAAUAU
Molecule: messenger RNA, 987 nt
Organism: Mycetomoellerius zeteki
Lineage: Eukaryota; Metazoa; Arthropoda; Insecta; Hymenoptera; Formicidae
Product: COMM domain-containing protein 2
Exons: 6
Coding region: 334-942 (202 amino acids)
Source: RefSeq, a predicted model, not a curated record